Molecule: messenger RNA, 812 nt
Organism: Zalophus californianus (California sea lion)
Lineage: Eukaryota; Metazoa; Chordata; Mammalia; Carnivora; Otariidae
Gene: PYY
Product: peptide YY
Exons: 6
Coding region: 7-795 (262 amino acids)
Biological process (GO): feeding behavior; neuropeptide signaling pathway
Cellular component (GO): extracellular region
Molecular function (GO): neuropeptide Y receptor binding; neuropeptide hormone activity
Source: RefSeq, a predicted model, not a curated record
UAGAGGAUGUGGAGGAUGGAGCAGCUGGGUGCCAGGGAGCAUUCAGGGGCGAUAGCCAACCCAGACCAGAAAGGCUUUGCCAGCACCUGUUCUAGAGAGAAGCCUGAAGCUUGGGAGUGUACCAUGCCUCAGGUAUCUGUCGCCGCGAUUUACGGAAGGACCGACGACUUGGGGCCGAGAUAUAAGCCCCGCAGGGAAAGCGCUGAGCAGAGGAGGAGGCCACAGCCCGACCUGCAGCAGUCCAGCCCUUGGGACUCCUUUCGCCUUCCACUUGCUCAUCUCUGCUUCCAGAGCUGUCGCCAUGGUGACGGUGCGCAGGCCGUGGCCCGCCAUGGCCACAGCGCUGCUGGCCCUGCUCGCCUGCCUGGGGGCGCUGGUCCACGCCUACCCCGCCAAACCCGAGGCUCCCGGCGAAGACGCCUCGCCGGAGGAGCUGAGCCGCUACUACGCGUCGCUGCGCCACUACCUCAACCUGGUCACUCGGCAGCGGUAUGGGAAACGCGACAGCCCCGAGGCGGUCCUCUCGAAACUGCUCUUCCCCGACGGCGAGGACCGCCGGGUCAAGUCACGGCCAGAAGGCGCGUACAUGUGGUGACGACCCCAAGGGCUCCUGGGAGAUAUGCUAACUACACCGACCUCAUUUGCAUGGUUGCUCCUGACCCCGGAACCUGGGUUCCUCUCCCUGCCUGCUGCGCCUGGGCGGUGGGUGCGGGAUGGGGUCCUCAUUCCAUCUCUCCGUGUCCCCAGCCCCUGGGCUGGAGGGCUGUGUGUCGUCUUUCCCUGCUUCCCAAAUAAAGAGCAAAUUUCACUGA